CUCUUAAAAAAAAAAAAAUUGUUUUUUGAAACUAGUAUUUUCUAGGUUGCUAAUGCUUUUUGAAAAUGCCUAAAUAUUACUGUGAUUAUUGUGAUACUUACCUCACACAUGAUUCACCUAGUGUAAGGAAAACUCACUGCACAGGAAGAAAACAUAAAGACAAUGUGAAGUUUUAUUAUCAGAAAUGGAUGGAGGAACAAGCACAACAUCUCAUCGAUGCAACAACAGCGGCAUUCAAAGCAGGCAAAAUUGCUCAAAAUCCAUUUGGCAACAAAGGCACUGCAAUACCACCACCUUGGGAUCCUUCGGUAAUGGGACCAGGAGGACCCCGACCUCCUGUACCCGGUGGUCCUCCCGGUAUGAUACCUCCUCCAUCUAUGGGUCCUGGAGGUCCUAUGGCACCACCAAUGAUGAUGGGUCCACAUGGGCCAAUGCCGCCAAUGAUGGGAAUGAGACCGCCUAUGAUGGGCCCCAUAAUGGGUCCUAUGGGUCCAAUGGGACCAAUGGGACAAAUGAGACCUCCACUUAUGAAUGGACCACCUAUGAACAAAUAAUAAUAAUCUUCAAUGGACUGAUGCUGAAUUAUUAUGUAUUAAUUUGAAGACUAAGUGUAGCAAUUUUUAUAUUCAUAAAUGUGAGUGAGUUUGGUAAUGAGGGUGUUAUGUUUAAGUAACAUUGGAAGAAUAAAAACCUAAAGUUUUUCCAUUGACUAUUACAAAUUUAAGAACUUAAUUUGUUAAUCAGCCAACACCUACAAAUAUUUUAUAAGUUACACUCUAAUAAAUAAAAAAGUAAAUUUA
Molecule: messenger RNA, 800 nt
Organism: Bombyx mori (domestic silkworm)
Lineage: Eukaryota; Metazoa; Arthropoda; Insecta; Lepidoptera; Bombycidae
Gene: snRNP-U1-C
Product: U1 small nuclear ribonucleoprotein C
Exons: 1
Coding region: 66-554 (162 amino acids)
Biological process (GO): spliceosomal snRNP assembly; mRNA 5'-splice site recognition; mRNA splicing, via spliceosome
Cellular component (GO): nucleus; U1 snRNP
Molecular function (GO): pre-mRNA 5'-splice site binding; zinc ion binding
Source: RefSeq, a predicted model, not a curated record